Messenger RNA from Oryzias melastigma (Indian medaka), 2460 nucleotides. RefSeq lists its product as uncharacterized. The coding region runs from base 740 to 1678 and encodes 312 amino acids. Lineage: Eukaryota; Metazoa; Chordata; Actinopteri; Beloniformes; Adrianichthyidae. The record is from RefSeq and is a predicted model, not a curated record. The transcript has 7 exons. Gene Ontology annotation, molecular function: catalytic activity.
GUUUUGGGAAAAUUAGACUGUCUCUUGUCACUAAUUAAGAUAAUUAGUCUUAAUAAGUCUGAACAAUAAAAUAACUUUUUAAAAUUUUGUCAAACAUUAUACUAGUAACCCCACUGAGACAAUUUUGGCUUUUAUUUAUUUUUUAUUUUUUUAAAUUUUUUUUAAUUUUAUCCAUUAAAAAAAACUGCAUAAAGACACUGCAAUCAAUGGCAUGCUCAUUUAAUGAUUAAAUUAAAACAUAUAUUUCGAUAUUUGUAAAUACAAGAAGUUGUACAUUAUUGUUUACCUUUUAAUACAUUUAGACUUAAGCAACAGCGUGAUUUACCUGUUCACCUAAAUUAAGUCAUAUUUCAGCCCGUUUCUUGAAAUUGUGUCAAAACUGUUGGUAAAAAAUAUUAAAACAAAAACUAUGUUUCAAAUGGGAGGUGGGGUGAGGACUGCAGGAUUUUUUUCUAUUAUUGAAAGGAGUUAUGUCGCCCUCUAGCGGGUGUUUUUAGGUAUUACUUCAGGAGCCCAUGGUUCAGUUUGUCAUAGGAACCUAGUAACUAGGAACCAUAUGUGUGAUCUGUUGUUUCUCUCAGGAAGUAUAAAAGUGUUACCGUGUCGCAGUCAAAGAUCAUUAAUAAAUAUUUUCAGUUUGUUUUAGUCUUUACUUUAUAAAUAAAAGCCUCAUACAAGCUUUAUAUUACUCAUUUUUGUUCACUCUGAGCUUCUCGGCUUUUAUAGCGAAGUGUUGGCAAUGGCGGUGAGACAUGUCCGGCCUUUUGGAUUGAUUUUGCGUGCAGCAUUGCACGACAAAACCGCUAUUCGGAUCAAGAAGAAUACACGAUUUACAUCAGUAAAAUCGUACAGCACUUCUACGGGAGGCGAAGGAGCUCAAACGGCUGCAGGUCAGACUGUGGUCUCAGAACGAAGGGGGCCUGUGGUCAUUGUGGAGAUAAACCGGCCAGAGGUGCGUAACGCGGUGAACCAGGAGACGGCGGGACGUCUGCUGGAGGAGCUGCAGGCCUUCGACCGUGACCCAGAGCUGAAAGUGGCCGUCCUGCACGGCAAAGGAGGAAAUUUCUGUGCUGGUUAUGAUCUGAAAAUGUUGGCCAAUGAAAAAGCUCCACUGAAAUUGGAGCAAGAUGUCCGAAAGGAUCCCGGUCCGAUGGGUCCGUCCCGUCUGCAGCUCUCGAAGCCGCUGAUCGCGGCCGUCAGCGGCUUUGCGGUGGCUGGAGGCCUGGAACUGGCUCUGCUGGCAGAUCUCCGGGUGGUGGAGGAGAGCGCCAUCAUGGGGGUGUUCUGUCGCAGGUUUGGAGUUCCCUUGAUUGAUGGUGGCACGGUGCGUCUCCCUCGCCUCAUCGGCCUGUCCCGAGCGCUUGACCUUAUUAUGACCGGACGACCUGUUGGAGCACAGGAGGCUCUGGCUUACGGGCUGGCCAACAGAGUGGUUCCGAAUGGUCAAGCUUUGCAGGCGUCUCUGCAGUUGGCAGAAGAGAUCAGCUCCUUUCCUCAGCGGUGUCUGCGGGCAGACCGCUCCUCCGCCAUGCACAGCUGCUUCGAUGCGUCGUCUUUCACUCAGGCCCUUCAACAUGAGUUUGAUCAUGGAGUUCCAGUCAUCCAAGAGGAAGCCAUCCGAGGAGCGACCAAGUUUGUGGGAGGGGAAGGAAGAGGAGGGAAGUUCUCCUCAGAUUGACCCUGCAGAAGUUGGACUUUUUAGAGAAGUGAGAUAAUAUUUUCAAUUAUUUUAUACAUUUAAAAAAGUUAAAACAAGCCUCCCAAAUGAUUGUCAUGGCAACGACCACAAAACAAGUCCAGGAAACUUCAAAGCCGCGAGGAGCUGCACACCAACGGGAACUCGUCAUUGCUUCAACUCAUCUUGAAAACCACUUGAUGGCUUUCUUUCACCCUGUCUGCUGGCACUCCUGUGCGUGCAUGCAUGCGCUCGUCUUGACUGCAGAGCAAUGUAAUUACAGAAUCAACAGGUGUAAGGAAGCGUUCCUGUGGAUCUGAGACUCCCCUCUAAUCUGCAUCGAUUCAUACAGAAAAAAAACCACAAAGAUUUCUUAAAGUGCAAAUAUGUUUGAAAGUCUCGACUUAUGAGGCUUGUUCUGUAGGAAAAGGAGAAAUGAAGUGGUGUGGAGGAGGUGCGUGGGGGUUAACUCAGACACACAAAAACCUCAUUAGGUCUAGGAGGUGUCCCGUCUAGACGGCGUGAUGACAGGACACAGAGCUUCUGUUUAAUGUUUCCUCCUUCUUUCGCUUCAGUUCGGCAAACACACACAGAUACACACAUAUCACCUGCUGUGUCUCUGGGAGGAUGAAUGAACGAACGCAGAAACAUCCUCAAAUACUGAUUGUUGCCCUAAAUAUGUUUAAGAAGGCGUGGAGGAGUGACAUCCGCUCUAAAAGAACGGCAAAUUUUGAAUUUUUGUUUUUAUCUUUCCAAUAAAUAAAAAUGUUUAUUUUGUUCUCUCA